CAAAGGCGGGAGGGCCCAAAUCCGUUCGAACAGCGAAGAAAAUUUGUUCCAGAAGAUUUGAGAUUUAGGUUUUUGUUCCAAGGGAAGGGGGGAAGGGGGAGGUAGAGAAGUUGAGAUCGGUGGGGAGAAAUGGAUCAGAUCAUGGGGAAGGUGGGUGGGUACUGGUUCAAGCAGAACGCCGGCAAGGAGGUGAACAACCUCGGCGACGACAUCAAUUCGAUCUCUAGCAGCAUUGGAGAUAGCGCCAAAUGGAUGGUCAACAAGAUCAAAGGGAAGAUGCAGAAGCCGUUGCCUGAAUUCCUCAAGGAGUACGACCUCCCCGUGGGGCUCUUCCCGCAGGACGUGACCAACUACGAGUUCAACGAGGAGACGAAGAAGCUGACGGUGUUCAUCGCGUCGGCGUGCGAGGUCAGCUACAGGGACUCCUCCGUGCUCCGCUUCUUCACAACGGUGACCGGCCACCUGGAGAAGGGGAAGCUGUCGGAGGUGGAGGGCCUCAAGACCAAGAUCCUCAUCUGGACCAAGGUGACGGCCGUCAGGGCCGAGGCCGGCAAGGUGCACUUCGCGGCCGGCAUGAACAAGACCAGGAAUCGCGACGCCUAUGAGGUCGUCAGGGAUGGCCAUGCCAUAGACAAGUUCUAGGUUUGAUUGGUUAAUUUUAGCUGGUCUGUGAUGGAUCAUGGCAGCAACCGUGUGUCUGGAGCUUUGUUGUGUGUGUAGUUGGCAGCUAGCGUUUGCUUCUCGAUCAUGGGCUGUUGGCAAAAAUCUGUCGUGCUGUUUUUACCCGUACAAGAGUGCUGCUGGCUGCUGUUCGUUGUGGUGUUAACUUGUUAUCGAGGUCAGGUGUAUAUCUCUCUUCUGUGUGUAAAGAAAAGCAUACUGUCUGCAAAUUAAGCAACCGUUUAGGGCAACAAAGUUGGAUCGAAGGCAAUUUGAGCAUAUGCAGUGCAAAAAUCAUGCACUGAUCUU
Molecule: messenger RNA, 969 nt
Organism: Oryza brachyantha (malo sina)
Lineage: Eukaryota; Viridiplantae; Streptophyta; Magnoliopsida; Poales; Poaceae
Exons: 3
Coding region: 130-642 (170 amino acids)
Source: RefSeq, a predicted model, not a curated record